This is a messenger RNA of Funneliformis geosporum, 540 nucleotides long. The record is from the annotation of a GenBank genome assembly. Lineage: Eukaryota; Fungi; Glomeromycota; Glomeromycetes; Glomerales; Glomeraceae.
AUGGAUGGUUCUACCUUUAGCAAAGGGGACAUAUAUAUGAUACUUAAUUUAGAAAUGAAACCAGAAAUUGGUGUAGGAAAAUGCUGUUCCUAUAAUCAAGUACUUCUAAUAUUGAUUGAUAAUAUCUACAGCUUGAUUACCAUGACCACACAUUGGGUUUCUGGCGUAAUUUACGGUGAAAGGGUCUUAUGUACCUCUCUGGUACCAAUACUCCCGCUAUUUUAUCUCCUACAUUACAGAUACUCUAUGGAACGCUUAGCUCGAAUGUUUAGUGUCUUCAAAAAGGCAUUAUAUUCAUUGGAUAAGGAGAUUAUAGUGGAAUUUAUGGAAGAUGAUUAUGAAAUAUUAAUUUCGCAUGAACUUGUCGCUGUCAAAAAAGAAGAAAACAGAGAUACCGAUAAAAGCAUCCAAGUAGAUAUUUGGGCUGGUAGAAUUCAACAAGAUACAACCAUUUGUCCGUCAAAUCUUAAUCCUGAAUUUAUGAGGUACCAAGAUGCUUGUUCUGGGCACAAGAUUCGGCGAGAAACGAUAUCUUUAUGA